UAUAUUAUUAAUAGUUAAUUUACAUAAUGUCAAAUGCCUCUGUUCAAACACCAAUGUCGCCUUCUAUAUCCAUCUACCAACCAAAGGCGUCUGCGAAUAUCUAUUUAGAAGACGGUCCAUUAUUUAGAGCAACGAUCAAGGAAUAUGAGGACCGUACUGUCUUUCUAAGGACAAACUUGAAGCACAUCAUCGCCGCAGCCACGCUAUCAUUUGAAGCCAAACAGAACUCAUUGGAAAAGGAGAAAAAAUUUAUCGAGGCUGUGCGCCAAGCAUCGUUUACGAAACCAUUGUUUGAUCAUUACUUAAAUCACGUCCUAAGCAGGUUACAAGAACAACAAGAAAGGCUUUACCUUUGUAUGCAGACAUUAGUGAUAGAUCCUUUAAAAAAGCUAUAUGAACUCGAUGUUAAGAUGGCGGAUACGAAAAAGCGACAGUUUGAAGAGGCUAGUAAAGAAUACUACUCUUAUCUUUCCAAGUACCUAGGUAAUAACAACAAUAGCAGCAGUAGCAACAAGAAUACAAAUUUAAGCUUUCAUAAUGAACGAAAACGAUCAAGCAAUGAAUUGGAACUGAGUAUAAAGAAAAAGCAGUUUGAUUUGGCUCGAUUCAAGUACUAUACAUUCCUAACUGAUCUCCAUGGCGGUAAAAAGGAGCAAGAAGUACUUUACCAUUUACUCCAUCAUUGCGAAAAGCAAUAUGCAUUUUACCACGAAGUCUGCAAGACAUUGGAAACACAUAAGCAAGGUUUAGAAGAUGUGGCUACUUAUAUUGCUGAAGCAAGUCGUGAACAAAAAAUCAUGAAUCAAGAAAGAGACGAAAAGAGAAGACAGUUAGAGACCAGCUAUGGAACAAGCAUAAGCUCCCCAAUUACGGAGGCACCAGAAAUUACUCUUCACAAAUUUGACGGUAUACGAGAUCUUCAACAAACAGACCAAGCAUUUUUGAGUAACGUAGGACAUAAGAAAGAGGGUUUCCUAUUUACCUCAUCCAAGCCCAGCAGACGAAGACAUUCUCGUUCGUUCUCUGGUGAUCACUGGCACAAGCACUGGUGUGUUGUGAGCAGAGGGCAACUUCAGGAAUAUACCAACUGGAAGCACCAGCUUCAGACCCAUAGCCAGCCUAUUGUGCUAAAAUUAGCAGCUGUACGAGAAGCACGCGAAACAGGUCGUCGCUUUUGUUUUGAAAUCAUUACACCUACUAUCCGUAGAGUAUACCAGGCAACAUCAAGUGAGGAGCUUUCGAGCUGGAUAGCCACAAUUAAUAAUGCGAUCAGUGGGUCAUUGAAUGGUACUAGCAGCUGUGCUGUCUUUUCCAGUCCUAGCUUGGGCUCCUCAAUUGACUGGCCUGGUGAAAAAUCAAUCAGUAAAGCAUUAGAUAGUAUCGCCAAGACAAGGCCCAAGAGACCACGUAGACAUCGUCGACAGAUCCAAAAGGGACUUUACGUUGAGAGCCCUACGCAUGAUGCCAAAGACGCUUCAUCGAGUGGAUCAUGGCUACUGAGCCAACUGUAUCAGGAUCCAUCAAAUAUGCUCUGUGCCGACUGUUCAGCUAAAAAUCCAAACUGGUGUUCGCUUAAUCUUGGUAUUCUUUUGUGUAUUGAUUGUUCCGGUGUUCACAGAAGCUUAGGAACGCAUAUAUCCAAGGUUCGUUCGUUUGUUCUUGAUUCUGAUUCAAUAACAGCUGAGGCUGGACAGCUCUUAAAAUCCAUUGGUAAUUCAAGGUUUAACGAAAUGUGGGAAUCAAGGCUACAACAGGAAAAGGUAACUAAGCCAACUGCAUCCGAUACAAGAGAAGUCAAGGCGAAAUAUAUCCGUGAAAAGUAUGCGAAUAAGCGAUUCUUACGAUUGACGGAUGAUGACUCAUCUCGAGUCCUACUUCAAGCCAUUUUGGAGAAUGACAUGGCAAGGGCUCUGUAUGCUAUUGGUAUUGGUUCCGAUAUGAAUCAACCCUUUCCGCUGAGGGACAAGGAAGUGAUCCAGUCAUUUAUUCCAAAGGAGAUAGAAUUUGAUCUAGUCGUAAGGUAUCCACUGGUACUUGCCAUGAUCAAGUGCUGCUCUCCCGAAGAUGGUGUAAAUAGUAUGUCAACACAUGAUGAUAGUAUAGAUAGUGAGAGUGACUGUGAACAUUAUUUCCCUAUGGCCGAACUUUUAUUACUGAACGGAUGUGAUAUACAAAUCAGGGAUAAAGAGACAGGUCGUGUAUUGGCUGAUAUGAUAGCGGACAGUCAAGCUGUGAGUGAUGAAGGCAUUGAAUAUCUAAAUGUAAAGAAUAAUUUACGUGGAAAUUCACUCAUCAAAAGGGCUUAAAAUAAUUGUCAUACGUUUUCUGCAUAAUUUUUUCUAUUUUAUUUCUCCAUUCCAUGGUUCUGUGUUACAAGUGAAAUAGUAAAAAGUUGCAAUUUGCAUUAAAGAUGUCCCAAAGUCUCAUUCAGUGGCACCAAUAAAAUCAACUACUUUUUACAAUAGACAAAAGUGACACUUUUUUUAUUUAUGAAAAACAAGUAUAGUUGACAAGGAGUGAAUUUAAAUUCCGAAUAGCAUCACUUUUCGCCUUCUUACUUUCUACCCAAUCAACCCCUGCUGCGUCCUUUUUCCUCGGGAAUAGAAACUUGCCAAAAACCAUUCAUUUUUACGUUGCGGAUAAUUAUUUACGCUGUGUGUGUGUGUGUGUACUUUCGACAGUUCUCAAGGGAUUUUCUUUUUCUUUUUUUU
Molecule: messenger RNA, 2711 nt
Organism: Rhizopus microsporus ATCC 52813
Lineage: Eukaryota; Fungi; Mucoromycota; Mucoromycetes; Mucorales; Rhizopodaceae
Product: ArfGap-domain-containing protein
Exons: 3
Coding region: 27-2306 (759 amino acids)
Cellular component (GO): cytoplasm
Molecular function (GO): GTPase activator activity; protein binding
Source: RefSeq, a predicted model, not a curated record